UGUUUGAUACGAUCAUUUAGGCGCGCAACUGUCAGUUCUCACACAGCCUGCUCACGUACCCUUUGAUAACGAUUCGAGAGACCUGCCAAACCUCGUCUAGUACCGGGCGCCAAGUGAAUCACUCAUUCCCGGCAAUCGAAUACUCGUGCAGAGCUCGUGCACGUCUUUUUCGGCCCCCUCUUCGUAGCGUAUUCGUCACAGGACCGGCUUCAUGCACUUAAUUCCCGUCCCUUGCUUGCUGUUUCCGUACGUCGGAGCGCAUAGGCAAGAGGCAUUGUAUUGAACCGCCGGCUAAGUCGCAAUAGUCGGAUCUCAAGCGUGUCUUCGGUACUUAUACCCUAGCGGCUCGUGCUGCACAUCCCCACAGUCAUCUACCCACCCAUACUGCUAACGAUGUGCACCGUCUACUAUGGUCCGGUCAUUAACCCGCAAUCACUCACUGACUACCUUGCUCUUCCUCAGUGUUUAAUCUGCGUAUCUCCACAGGGUAACAUCGAAUGGCUAGUUGAGGAUGUAGACAGCACAAAGCUCAAUGAUGUCCUCUCGCAGCAUGAUUAUGCCCCUUCUGAUAUCACUCUCAUUUGUUUGGAUGAUGGGGAAUUCCUCAUGCCUGGCUUGGUUGAUACCCAUGCGCAUGCUUGUCAAGUCCCUAACCUCGGCGUUGGUGGGGAGUUAGAACUCCUGCAAUGGCUCGACAAUUACACGUUUCCGACGGAAGCUAGGUUCAAGAACGUCGAAUAUGCCGAACGCACUUAUCCUCAUGUCGUACGACGCAUAGUCAACUCGGGUACAACGACAUGCUGUUAUUACGGUAGUUUGCAUCUAGAAGCAACCAAGGUUCUAGCCAGUCUCGUCCACACUGCGGGUGAGUUUACUCUUGUCAAAUGCAAUAUGAAUCGGAAUUGUCCACCUAAUUACAUCGAACCGUCUGUCAAAGAGUCUGUCGACACCACCUUGGCUUUAAUCAGCUACAUCGAAGAGCUACCGAAAUCUGUUAGCGGCGAGACAUUGCUACAUCCCAUCCUUACCCCGCGUUUCGCUGUUCAUAGCAACCCAGAGCUUGCCAUCCAGACUCACAUCUCUGAGAACAAAUCCGAGGUUGAACUGGUUAAAAGCCUGUUCAAGACUAACAGUUACGCAGAGACGUAUGACAAGUUCCAUUUACUUCGCAAGAACACCGUUUUGGCACACGGCGUCCAACUCACCGAGGAUGAAAUGGUGCUUAUCGCUAAACGUGGCUCGGGGGUAGCACAUUGCCCGACAAGCAACUUCUAUUUAAGCAGUGGCAUGGCCAGAGUCGGCAUGCUCCUGGAUCAUGGUGUAAAGGUUGGAUUGGGCACAGAUGUCUCUGGCGGCUACUCCCCGUCGAUACUAGCUGAGAUCCAGCACGCCAGCAUCGCAUCCAAGAUGCUCGCUAUACAAGCUGUCGAUAACAAGAAAUGCAAGUGCAACGGAGGCCACUCGAAGUCAUCGUCAUCAGGCUCGGAAGACACCCAUUCGCGCGGUCGUCAUGGUCACAAGCACCACGAAUAUCAAGGUGAUGAGAAGCAGCCUGGACGGUUCACCAAUCAAAAACUAUCUAUUGCUACCCUUUUGUACCUCGCUACUCUCGGUGGGGCGGAAGUCUGUUGUCUACAGGACCGCAUCGGCUCGUUUGAGCAGGGAAAGGCGUUCGAUGCUCUCCUUGUGAGCGUCCGAGAAGACGAUACGGGAAACCCUGCGGUAUGGGGCUACAAUCCUGACCGCGACUUGACCCAUGGUGUCACCGCGCAGAGCGCGGACAACAGCUUGAUAGAAUGGUUGGAACGUUUCUUGUUCUGUGGGGAUGACAGGAACAUCAAGAAGGUGAUCGUACAAGGAAGGACGAUUGGUGGACGGGAUUACCAUCCGUUACGGUAAAUACUCAUUAGAAGCGAGCUCGGAUGCAUAACUUGGAUGGUAUACCUACAUGGCUAUAGCAGUAAUAUACAACAGUCCCUUGGAGACUCUCUUGUGCUCUCGCCA
This is a messenger RNA of Suillus discolor, 2004 nucleotides long. RefSeq lists its product as uncharacterized. Gene Ontology annotation, cellular component: cytosol. Bases 394 to 1899 code for a protein of 501 amino acids. The record is from RefSeq and is a predicted model, not a curated record. Gene Ontology annotation, molecular function: zinc ion binding; guanine deaminase activity. Gene Ontology annotation, biological process: guanine metabolic process. The transcript is spliced from 7 exons. NCBI's taxonomy places the organism in Eukaryota, Fungi, Basidiomycota, Agaricomycetes, Boletales, Suillaceae.